CAUCGUUAACCUGUCAAAAAUACUUGGGGACUUAAAAAUAAUUGGCAAUCAAUGGCGCUUGGUUUUUCCAUGUUUAUUCGCUAAUUCUUUGGUUUAUAUUGUUGAAAAAUGAAGUCGUUUUGAAGAAAUCGUUGGGGUUCAGUGAUUUUAAUCAUUAGAUCAAGAUGGCAAGACCCAAGUACAAAGCAACCUCGGAUCUCUGUGCUGAUUGUGGAGCUCUUGGGCCAGGAUGGGCAUCAGUGAACCGUGCCAUUUUCUUGUGCGACGAGUGCUGCAGCAUUCACCGAAGCCUCGGACGACAUGUGUCACACAUCAAGUCCCUCCACAAGAGCGUCUGGAACCCAUUUUUGCUCUCUAUGGUGCAAACGUUGAACGAUAACGGUGCGAAUAGCAUCUGGGAGCAUUCCCUGAUGGACCCAAGUAAUUCGAAGAUAAACCGACGCAAGCUACAGCCCAAGGAUCCCCUGCACCCAGUAAAAGCUGAUUUUAUUCGGUUAAAACACCAGCAGCUGAUGUUCAUAUUGCGCCCCAGCAAAGAUGAAUUCUGCAGUGACGAGGAGUUGAGUAAACAGCUCCACAGCAGUGUCAGGACUGGCAAUCUGGAGACUUCAUUGAGAUUGUUGGCACAGGGUGCGAAUCCCAAUUAUUUCUACAAGGAGAAAGGAACAAAUCCCCUUCACGUGGCUGCCAGGGCUGGCCAGGCACUCCAGGUGGAGCUCCUCAUUGCUAAUGGAGGCAAUCCAAGUUUAAUUGAUUCUAAUGGGCAUACACCCAUGGAAAUUGCCAGGAUGUCGGGACAUUUGGAACUGUCAGAGAGACUCGUUGAGUGCAUGUACGAAGUCACUGACAGAUUGACGUUCUUCGUAUGCUCGAGGAAGCCAGAUCAUCGCUCUCAGGAGCAUUUAAUUAUCCCCGAGUGGUCAGUCAAUCUCGAGAGGAACGAGUUGGCAUUUGAAGCUAGAACUCGACUCCAACUGCUUCCUAAUAAUUUACUCGAGGAGCUAGCCAUGGACGUCUAUGACGAGGUCGACAGACGUGAGACUGAAGCUGUUUGGCUGUCGCAUGCGAGUCUUCCAGAGAGGACAACAGUGCCUUUUCUACCGGUAAAUCCACACCUGUCAUCCACGAGAAAUCAGGGACGACAGAAGCUGGCGAGAUUCACACCCAAAGAAUUCACGGUAUUAAUAAUCGAUCUACUCACCGAAGCUGGCAGGAGACACAUGAUAUCAAACACAACUCCAUUGCAGGAUCCUGCAGUUUUAGCUUUAAAAAAAGAGAAAUACGGCUCUCAGGUUUCUGAUGACGAGCCUCUGUACGACAGUGUUGCCUCAGACGAUGAUUACGCUGCUGUAACUACCGACGUAUCCAGUAUUCGCUCGACAAACGUCGAAAACGAGAAGGCACUGGCCCCAAUGGCCAAGGGCCUCCCCUCGAUCGUAGAAGUCCUGAAGAAGCAGCUGAGCACCUCAGAAUCGACUAUAAAAUCUCUUCAAGAAGAGAUGAAGGACCUGAAGAAGACGAUUGAGGCCCUGACUCGAGAAAAUCGAGAACUGAAGAGUACCAUACAAUCACAGAAGAAAUCUCUCCCAGAGGACGUGAUGAACGGCCACUCUGGGGAGCAGGAGCCGGUCUUGGAGUCCCUCGGGGACCUCAGGAGUACCCUCUCCAGGGGCCAGAGACCUGCCUCAAUGUACGAAACGCGAGAGGGACUCAAGAAGCCUGGACCGUGGAAUUCUAUGAGUCAAACAAAGCCACAUGGGGAGACUCUGGUCCGACCCAAUACGACUCAGAGCCUCUGGUCGUAUCAAUCGUCGAGUCUUCCAUCAUGUGACGAAGUUACAAGACGUACAGAACAAGUCACCAGAAGAAUUCAGGAGCUCUGGAUGGCGAUGCAGGAUCCAGGGCACAGGGAGGCAUUUGUCCCCUGUGCUGAGAGGAUUAGAGUUGCUGUUGCCGAAUUGACUGCUAUUUUCCCACAGAACCCAAUCGAAGAUAACAUCAGAUCAGCCCUCAGGCAACUCAAUGGAAACACUGGAAGACUUCAGGCCGAAUGCGCUGGCCUUCAAAGAUGCACCAGUGAUCCUGGACACAUGGAUCGGUGUCUUCAGCAAGUCCGAUCGUGUGCCUACGAUAUUGCCAAAGCUACAAAACUCCUCGUCACACAAUUUCAGAUAUCCUAGACCCAAAAAAUAAUUAACAUUUUAAAACCAUUCGAAUCAAUCACAAACAAAUCAUUUAAGCUUUAAAAAAUAUUAACGAUCAACUCAGUAACGGAAUGACGAAGCAUCGAAUUUGAUAUUCUUAUUGAAUAGCGAUUGAGAAAAAAAUUAUUGAUUUUCAUGGUCAUUUUUGCGGUCGAAUCAUGAGACUUUACCGGUUUGUUACUGAACUAAUUCAUAAUUCUCCCAUUAUUGUUACCUUGUAUUAACAUAGAAUGAAGACUGAGUAGGCGUAUUUUUAAUUUGCAUCCUGUAAAUGCGGUGAAUUCAAUUUUUUGAAUUUCUCUUUUUCUCACCUAGAAACGUUUGAAAUCAUUAGGUGUUUGAAAUUUAUUAACUGAGUGUAAAUAUGUGAGUUUUAGAUGACAACAUCACAUUGUUAGAAUCAAAUGACAAUCGACGAUUUUAAUCAACCGAAAAGAAAAUGUUUUUCAAUCAAUAGAAUCCACUCAAGUGCAAUACGAUUGUUUUUUAAACAGAAUCAUGAAAGAAUUGAAUUUUAAUUAUUAUUUGAUAAAAAAUCCGAUUCAAUGAAUUUUAAUGGUAAAACUGUUUUCAAUUACGACCUAAUGUGUACCACCCGAUAGAUUUCUUAAGACCCUGUGCAGCCCUUAAUGAUAAUUAAUUAUUCAAUUCUCUGACAAUAUCUUAGUAUUUUAAAUCAAUGAAUUAAUUAAGGAUCAGGUAAUUAAAACUAUUUUUUAUGAUAGAAAAUUAAUCAUUGUUGUUUGUAAUGAUCGAACAAAUGUUAAUUCUGCCGAAUAAAUUGUGUAUUCACGAUAAUUAAU
This is a messenger RNA of Fopius arisanus, 3007 nucleotides long. RefSeq names its product ARF GTPase-activating protein GIT1 (gene Git). The coding region runs from base 165 to 2180 and encodes 671 amino acids. Gene Ontology annotation, cellular component: synapse. The transcript has 9 exons. The record is from RefSeq and is a predicted model, not a curated record. Gene Ontology annotation, molecular function: small GTPase binding; GTPase activator activity. NCBI's taxonomy places the organism in Eukaryota, Metazoa, Arthropoda, Insecta, Hymenoptera, Braconidae. Gene Ontology annotation, biological process: brain development; regulation of ARF protein signal transduction; regulation of G protein-coupled receptor signaling pathway.